AUGUCAUGCAACACGACCAGCAAGACGAAGCUCUUCAAAGGGGGAAAUCUGAAUAUGCAUUUACUAGAUAUUCCCAAGCAACCUGCUUGACUUCUAAAAACCAUCCCAAAACAACCAAGCUUCCGUCCUUACAUACUAACCCUUUCGAACCAGGAAGAAGUCAAUUGAAAAGACACUUCCGUCCCUUCCAUGACCACCAAGCUUGCAAGGGCACCCGCGUAUAUAAGUCGAACUUGCGGGGUUUUACUCACGCCUCGACUCCGAUCAAUUCGGUCUUCAACGAGAGCACCAUUAUUGCAAGCUCAUUUCACGACGGCGCAUUACCUUCACCAAACCCAAUACACAACCCCGAAAAUGGCGGCCAGCGACAAGUACUCCCUCCCCAGCUUCACAGCACUGGUGGUGGAUGCCAUGCGCAAGCAUUACCCCGAGGAGCUCGCCGAUAGGAGAUGGGAUAACGUCGGGCUUCUCCUUGGCAACAUCGAGACCCCCGAGGCCCGUAAGCCCAAGAACCCAGUCGUUCUCCUCACCAACGACCUCACCUACGCCGUCGCCGAGGAGGCCGUCCAGAAGAACGCCAGCGUUAUCGUGAGCUACCACCCUUUCAUCUUCUCCGGCCUCAAGUCCAUCACAAUAAAGGACCCACAACAAGCGACGCUCCUUCUCCUCGCCGCUAACGGCAUCGCGGUCUACUGCCCCCAUACCGCCGUCGACGCCGCCCCCAACGGCCUCAACACCUGGCUCGGCGACAUCGUCUCCGGUGGCCCUUCGACCUCAUCCUCAACCCCGUCCCCGUCGACCCGCACCGUCAUCAACCCGCUCUCCUCUGCGGCCCCCGCGGGCUUCGAGGGCUCGGGUUACGGCCUCCUCUGCACCUUUCGCCAGCCGGAAUCUCUCGCAGAAAUCAUCCGCCGCGUCGCUUCGCGCGUUGGCAUGCGCCGCGUGAUGGUCGCCUCCCCGGACCCGGCCCGCCUCUCGACGGCGCGCGUCGACGCCGUGGCGGUGUGUGCGGGCAGCGGAUGGGAUGUCGUGAAGGGCGCCGCAGCCGACGUGAUCGUGACGGGCGAGAUGACGCACCACAACGCGCUCAAGGCCGUGCAGGAGGGCAAGACGGUCGUCACGGUGUUCCACAGCAACUCGGAGAGGGGCUACCUGACGGAGGUGAUGAAGCCGCUGCUGGAGGGCGAGCUGAAGGGCAAGGAGGUCGACGCUCAGGUACUCGUCAGCGAGGCCGAUCGGGAUCCGUUCGACAUUGUGGAUGUCUCUGAGUUGUAAGUCACCGCGGCUUGUGAAAUGGUUCUGAGAUGCCCCUAGAAAAGGGGUGAGAGAAAAGGGCUUACACGCGGCUGAAGGCACGGCCGAGCCAGCCAUCUCUAAACGAAAUAGAGAAGAAUCCUCGUACCGAUCGGUCGAAUUAUCAUGACCCGGCGAGUCCUUUAACGUACUUGCCGAAUAUCUCAGGAUCAUAUCGCAGACAUGUUUGAAUCUCAUUCAUGGCUAUAAGACGAACUCGUCCGAGAGCUGUGACAUGGAAUCAGACUGUCUGGUGAAGCUGCUAUUAUUGGAAGCUUUGCUGAAUUGAUUGUGUAAAUCUGUAGUUUUGAUUUGGUGAAUCUGUUCUCUGUUUCUUUCUUGACCCGAUAGUAGAAAAAGAAGACUGGCAUACCCACAACACCAGAAACUCCAUCGCUAUGCCUCAACAAUCCAUCCGAAUGAUUAAAAACACACAAGUCGGGCCCUUACGAGCUGCCGCUAUCUUUGGACGUUCGUACGCUGCUCUCCCCAGUCCUCCCUCCGAAUACCGCGUCACCCUCCUCAAGACACUCGACUACGUCUUUCCCGCCGACACCUUUCUCCAUCCAAACCUCCAGCAGCCGGCGCGGCAUCUCCCACUCCUUCCUGGCCUCCUCGAUCUUCCCCUCCCUGACUAGUGCCCUCAGCCUCUCCGGCGUGCCCACCACUUCCUUGGCGAGCUGUCUCGUCCUCCGCCGCCGUACUGCCGCCGCUUCGUCCUCCCGCUCCAUGGAGUCGGGCGGCGCGACGGUCUUGCGCAGCGAGUCGCGGAUCGAGCUCGCCUGGGCGUAGAUGCCGGCGAUCGCCGGGUCGAGCGUUGAGGCCAUCGGGUUCAGGGGGUCCAUGUUGGCGCGCAUCUGCCGAAUCGUCUCCGUCGCGGAGAUGAGCUUUGAGUAGUUGUCAUACACUAGCGCCUUCUUCUCAGCGUCCAGCGCUCGUAUCUCCCCGAGCACGCGCGUAUACACCCGCAACAAGUCGUCGAGCGUGUUCUCCGCCAGGGCCUUCCGCACGUACGCAUCGGCGUCGAAGGACGGGCUAUCCAGCUCGCUGGGCGGGACCUCAGAGUGCUCCGCGAAGCCGCCACGGUCGGCCGAGUCCUCGGUCACCUCGAGGGAGGGCGCGCCGCCCGCAGCCUUCUUGAGGUUGUAGUACUCGCGGAGGGCGGCACGGUUUGCACGCUUCGAGGGCCCCACAGCCGGCGGUCCCCCGGUGCCGUUUCCAAACGCCGCGACAGAGCCCGGGUUCGGGGAGCUCGUCAGGGAUCGCGGGGCAUCGAGAGAGGGUCUGGUCGAGGACGUCGGGGUGUGUGGUUGUGCUGAGAUGCGGCGGGUGAGGGCGGGCGGUUCGCGUGGGGACGCAAUAGUGGACAUUGCGACGGGAGGAAGUAGGUUUCUUUCCUUCUUUCUCGACUCAAUCGCUCACUUGUCAGUUUCAAUGCGUAUUCCCAGGGGUAAUUGGGGAUUAUGUUAGAAAGGAUUCGUGGAGCUCGUGAUAGUGACAGAUCAGAGGAAGCGAGGCUGGAGUUGCAUGGAUGACGGUGCUGCAUGCGAUAGGCC
Molecule: messenger RNA, 2849 nt
Organism: Colletotrichum destructivum
Lineage: Eukaryota; Fungi; Ascomycota; Sordariomycetes; Glomerellales; Glomerellaceae
Exons: 5
Coding region: 190-1275 (361 amino acids)
Cellular component (GO): mitochondrion; cytoplasm
Source: RefSeq, a predicted model, not a curated record